AGCAUAAAAAGAAAGAAGGGUGAAGAAUAAUAUGAGGUGGGAUCACCCCAAAAACUGUUCAAUAGGUCAGCCACUCCAGAAAUUUAUGUUAAAAGCUUUAAUUUCAUUUUGGGUAAAUUGUUUCUUCUUUGUUGUAUUUUCUUCUACUAUGUUCCAAUCCAUAUUUAAAAAAAAAAUAAAAAAAAUCAGGUUACAAUUCAAUUAGUAGUUUCCUUUUUUUCAAAUUAGUUACACUAAUCCUCAUUUUUUUACUCAUAUCACAGUCAAGUUGUUGAAUUUGUAACAUUGUAAUUAACACAUGAUAAUUAAUUCCGUUUAAGUAGUAACUUACCCUUCCUAGCAAUAAGCAAAUAAUUUACGUCAUAAUAACUGACAAUUCCUUUUUUUUUUUUGACAAUAAAUAACUGACAAUUACUCCAUUUAUUUAUGUAGUGUCUUCCAUUACAUAUUUAUUUCAUUUUUUAUUUGUCCAUUAAUUCAUGCUUUUCUUUCACUACUGUUCUUCCCAUGAUAUACAUAACCUUUAACUUUUAUCCGUGAUUCAUGAAAGGGACAAUAGUAGCAUACACAAGAAAAAGCCAAAAAGUAUUCAAUUAUCAAAAGAAAAACCAAUAAAAAAAAUAAUGAGAGACAGUGAGUGAGUGGAUCUAACCCAAAUCCAACACAAACCAUUUAUAUAUUUAUAGGACAGACAGAGUUGAAUAUCAACCUAACCACCACUAACAACUUUAUGCUUUUUGUGCUAACUUCAAUUCAAUAAGUAAAAGUGUUACAACUUUCAAGGGUGAGAACAAAAUAGAUCUAGUUGAGUUGAGUUGUGUUGUGUUUUAGAGAUCUGAGUUUGUGGAAGGAAAUAUUAAAAUGGGUGUGAAUGUGAAUGUGGGGAUUUUUUGUGUUUUUGUUGUGCUUUUCGUGGCAAUUCAAGCAAUGGGAGUUUCUAUAGCUGCUGCACCAAUGGAUCCUAUUUCAGAGAAUAAGAGCAUCUUCGGCAAAAAGAGCAUCUUCAGGAAAAAGCGACCCCCGUCCCGCUCUCGCCCCAUUGACUACACAUUCAAGCUUCCAAUUACACCAACUUCUUGGCCAGAAGGUAACGGAUUUGCAGGCGGAGUCCUCAAUCUAGGUGGGCUGCAAGUGUCUCAAGCAUCAAAUUUCAGCAAAGUAUGGGGUGCAUACGACGGUGGCCCGGAAAACCAAGGCGUCUCCGUGUACGAACCAACAGGAAUACCUCAAGGAUUCUCUAUGUUAGGUAGCUACAGCCAACCAAACAACAAACCUCUUUUUGGAUAUGUUCUUGUAGCAAAGGAUGUUUCUUCAAGUACCACAAAUAAAACAUUAAAACCGCCGGUUGAUUACACACUUGUGUCGAACACGGCUACAAAAGAUUCCACUUUGUAUAUUUGGUUACCAAUACCACCAAAUGGCUACAAAGCUUUAGGCCAUGUUGUCACCACAACACAAGAUAAACCUUCACUUAACAAAAUCAUGUGUGUAAGAUCCGACCUCACAGACCAAUGCGAGUCUUCUUCGUGGAUAUGGGGAUCAAACAACUUAAAUUUCUAUGAUGUUAGACCAAUCAAUAGAGGAACUCAAGCUCCCGGUGUUCGUGUUGGUACCUUCAUUGCACAAAACGGUGGAAACACUAACCCUCCAUCAAUUUCAUGUUUGAAGAAUCUCAAUGCUAUAUCAAAAAUCAUGCCGAAUAAAAAGCAAAUCGAGGCAAUACUCCAAUCUUACUCUCCAUUUCUAUACUUAAAUUCUGCUGAAGAAUACUUACCUUCCUCGGUUAAUUGGUUUUUCUCCAAUGGUGCCUUACUAUACAAGAAAGGCGACGAGUCAAAUCCUGUUCCAAUAGCACAAAAUGGAACUAACCUUCCUCAAGAUCCUAACACUGAUGGUGCCUAUUGGCUAGACCUACCUGCCAAUGUCGCAAACAAAGAGAGAGUCAAGAAAGGUAAUCUACAAAGUGCAGAAUCUUAUGUACAUGUGAAACCAAUGUAUGGAGGAACAUUCACUGAUAUUGCAAUGUGGAUUUUCUACCCUUUUAAUGGACCUGGAAGAGCAAAAGUAGAGUUCGUAACCGUCAAAUUUGGAAGAUUAGGCGAACAUGUUGGUGAUUGGGAGCAUGUGACAUUAAGAGUAAGUAACUUAGAUGGUCAAUUAUGGCAAGUUUUUUUCUCGCAACAUGGUAGUGGUCAAUGGAUUGAUUCAUCGCAACUCGAGUUUCAAAAUGAUAAAAGACCUGUUGUUUAUGCUUCAUAUCAUGGUCAUGCAGCAUAUCCACAUGCUGGUCUUGUUCUACUAGGGAAAAAUGGUGUAGGUGUAAGAGAUGAUACUGAUAAAGGUAACAAUGUUAUGGAUAUGGGAAAAUUUGUAUUGGUUUCUGCAGAUUAUUUGGGGUCUCAAGUUAAAGAGCCAGCAUGGUUGAAUUUUUUUAGGGGAUGGGGUCCACAUGUGGACUAUAAUGUAGAUGAUGAAUUGAAGAAUGCUGAGAAGCUUUUGAUUGGGAAGCUAAAAGAUGGUUUUGAAAAAAUUAUUAGGGGUUUACCAAAAGAAGUGUUUGGAGAGGAAGGGCCAACAGGUCCAAAGGCAAAGAUUAAUUGGAGUGGUGAUGAAUUUUGAAUUUUGUACACUUUUUUUUAGUUAUAUUUAUUCUUAGUGAUG
Trifolium pratense (red clover) is the source of this 2661-nucleotide messenger RNA. RefSeq lists its product as uncharacterized. The transcript has 3 exons. The record is from RefSeq and is a predicted model, not a curated record. NCBI's taxonomy places the organism in Eukaryota, Viridiplantae, Streptophyta, Magnoliopsida, Fabales, Fabaceae. Bases 862 to 2619 code for a protein of 585 amino acids.